UCCAAGUUGCCCGAUAAGCUCCAAUAUGAAGAGCACCCACUUAUUGAAGGGUGAUAACCUUACACCAAUUGAAUUCAAAGGGUGCAGGAGUGGUAAUUUAAACUUUUGUUGAUUUUAUGAUCAAUUUUUUCACUCAAAAUUUGGCCUUAUGGGAUCUAGGGAGUUGCACAACCUCAACGACCGUAUUGCAGCAUUGGGCAUCUCAGAGGAUGACGAGGGCAUAUCCUUUGCCCAGACGGAAGAUGCUCAGAUGACAGGGGCUUUACCACAAUUUUGGACCAUCACCGGGCGAUUCCUCACAGACAAGCCUAUCAAGUUUGAAGUGAUGCAGCAAGUUCUAGCAUCGGUGUGGCGACCGGCCAUGGGUGUACGGAUUUCACAGGCAAGUUCUGGAAUUUACCUUUUCAAUUUUUGUACUAAAGCCGUGUUCGUCUUUAUGACAGGUAACAAGAAGACUAUGAUGGAACCACUCCCGCAGGGCAUUGAGUCAGAGGAGAUGCAAGGAUGACAGGAAAAUGUUUGAUCAUCAAGAUUUUAAAAUGUGUCAUGAUUUGAUUAUUAUUGUACUUCCGCAUUACUCUGAAAAUAUUUUUAAAUGGGUCGCGAUCCAGAGUCUAUAAAUUUAACAUUUAUAAUAAAUUGUCAUUUUCAAAUAUCAAGCGAAAGUUUUAUUUAACCCUCGUUUCACCUUAAUACAUGUAAUUCCGGAUU
Molecule: messenger RNA, 711 nt
Organism: Cuscuta campestris
Lineage: Eukaryota; Viridiplantae; Streptophyta; Magnoliopsida; Solanales; Convolvulaceae
Source: the annotation of a GenBank genome assembly